CUGGACACUGGUUUCAGGAGGCAGGUUCGAGGCCCGCAUUGCUGUGUUGAGUUGAGUCUCUCGGCAAUUCCAAGCCUGUUAGCAUUGAAUUCCCAACUAAUACACAACAAAUCACAGCCCACCCAACUUCGUUUUCACCGAAACCACCCUCCUCUUAGUACAACACAAGACCAUCAUCGUCGCUUUCCUUCCCUUCCCCAUAUACUCUUCCUCUGAUUCCUCGCCCCAGCAUCCUCCUCAAGCCACCCUGCUCUUCUGCCUUCCUCGCAACCAUUCUCGUCCACAGCCGGAGGUAAAACAGCUCCGCCUAUUGACUACAUUUUUGCAAUGUGAUCUAUUAUAUUGCUGCUGUUGUUUCCUGCUGCAGCAGGUCAACCAGUUCUGCAUUUUAAAAUGUAUCCCGUUCGAAUCCAUUUCUUUGAUAGUGUAGAUGUGAAAAGCUGCAGUCUUUUUGCUGCGAGGAAUCUCGGGUUGCUUUUACCUUUUCCUGUGUUGCUUUCCUUCUUACACUCUUUGGUUGAAGAAAUGAUGCUGAUGUUGACAUAUAGUGCAAUCUGCUGCUGCGUCCUUUUCUAUGUUUAACUAGUUACCCGGGCUUGAAGUAUUCAAAUGUCUGUUAGAUUUUAAGACUUGCUGAUGUUGGCUGCAAGGAUCUUCCUCUUGGUUCAAAAAAUGUCUCACUGGAACACUUUCUUCUGGGUAGCAACUAUUUUUUAAUACUGUUUGCUUUUCAUGUCGUUUCGUGUUUCAGCUCAAUGAUUGAGAAUGUUCAUUAGAUUGCCAAUGUUGUUCUUGCACUAGUUAUUUUCAUUUAUUGCUUGUUGUAAUUUUGAGUAUCUAAAACAAUUCCGGUAUGACAAUCUUUUAAUACACUGUAGUCUUUUUUAACAUUUCCCAACUGGUUGCUACUUCAAUUGCCCUUGUUUCUUCUUAUAUAGGCUCCAUUCAGAUCCUCCUUUCUGGUUUCUAUUGGUUGGCAGCAUAGCAUGUUCAUGUGUGUGUCAAUGGUGCAACCUAAUUUCUCUAAUGUGAUCAUAUGCUUUGUCUUUGCGGCCUGGCAGAAUUGUGAAUAUAAGGAUAGGAAGAAUGGCUGCAGCUGCAACUCCUACUGUAGGCCUGACAACAGCCAGGACUUUCAUCUCACCCCCCCAUAAAACGUUGAUGUCGAGGGCAGCAAUUCUGAGUACAGAGUCCAAAGAUGCAUCUAUGACUAGGCUUGCAAGCUCUUCUCACAUCUCAUUGAGCCAUUCCUUCUUACAGAGGCCUAAUUCAGUGAUCCUGAAAUCUAAACGAGUUGUCACAACAAAAGCAGUGUCCUCGGCAAAUGAAACUAGCCCCUUGCCAGGACUUCCUAUCGAUUUAAGAGGGAAGAGAGCUUUCAUUGCUGGUAUAGCUGAUGACAAUGGGUAUGGUUGGGCUAUAGCCAAAUCACUUGCAGCAGCUGGUGCUGAAAUUCUUGUUGGUACAUGGGUCCCGGCUUUGAAUAUAUUCGAAAGCAGUCUACGACGCGGAAAGUUCGACGAGUCUCGUGUAUUACCGGACGGUUCUCUGAUGGAAAUUACUAAGGUGUUUCCAAUGGAUGCUGUUUUUGAUGGCCCUGAGGAUGUUCCUGAAGAUAUAAAAACAAACAAGCGCUAUGCAGGAUCAUCCAAUUGGACUGUUAAGGAGCUUGUUGAAUCAGUGAAGCAGGAUUUUGGCUCUAUCGACAUCCUUGUCCACUCCCUCGCUAAUGGUCCAGAGGUCGCGAAGCCUCUUCUGGAGACUUCAAGGUUUGGGUACCUUGCAGCCAUCUCUGCAUCAAGUUACUCCUUCAUUUCCCUUUUGCAGAACUUCCUUCCUAUAAUGAAUCCAGGUGGUGCAACAAUUUCCUUGACCUACAUUGCUGCUGAAAGGACCAUUCCUGGUUAUGGUGGUGGGAUGAGUUCAGCCAAGGCUGCAUUGGAGAGUGACACACGGGUGCUUGCCUUUGAAGCUGGAAGGAAGCACAAAAUCAGAGUCAACACAAUAUCUGCAGGUCCAUUGAGAAGUCGGGCUGCAAAAGCUAUCGGUUUUAUCGACAUGAUGAUAGAGUACUCGACUACCAAUGCACCCCUUUUGAAAGAACUAUCUGCAGAGGAAGUAGGGAACGCUGCUGCUUUCCUGGCUUCACCUUUGGCCUCAGCCAUCACUGGAACUGUCUUGUAUGUCGACAAUGGUCUAAAUGGUAUGGCUGUUAGCACCGACAGCCCCAUACUGGAAAAGCUCCACGCUGCAAAGGAGAAAUAAACACACCUACGCAGGAAAUCACCCAGAGCUUAUAAGUUUUGUUUUGUUCUUUUUUUGUUAAUUUCAGAGUACACAAUAAAUGCUGUUCUUACUA
This is a messenger RNA of Linum trigynum, 2359 nucleotides long. NCBI's taxonomy places the organism in Eukaryota, Viridiplantae, Streptophyta, Magnoliopsida, Malpighiales, Linaceae. The record is from the annotation of a GenBank genome assembly.